AAGACACAGCCUCUCGUUAACUGCAUACAAGUUGUGUAUGCAUGCAUGCAUGCAUGCAUUCGCACCCUAACUGGAAUCUCUUACCGGUCGUUAGGUGCAAUGGACAGAGGCAAUGGAGGAGACGCUCUGGCAGAUCAUUGGACAGACGAAGCCAUCACUUGUCGACUGUAAGAAUCAAGGCCUAGUUGUGCGCUGUAAAGAAAAACUGGAUGUCAGAUAUCCUUAUCGAUUGGAAAGGACUUACGCCCUCGCGCUCUUUAUUGAAUCAUUCUUUCAUAGGGAACGCGGUAUCUCGACAGUUGGGCAACGUCCCAGUGCCGUUUCUCAUCAGACAUGCAGCUUUCCUGUAUCAGAACCAGUUGCAGGAUUUGCAUCGACUUGGAGAGCAGCAGGACUUUACUGCUCAGCUGCAUGGAACCUCCCGACCAAUGCAUUUCGGCGUUAUUGGGCCCGGAACCGUGAAAGCGUCGUUAGGUGGAAGUUUAGUAACACAUCAGCAACCAUCGCCGCUUUCUCAAUGGGCGCAAGGAGUGAAAGAAGGCCUAUCCACAGAGCCCCUGGUCAACGCGGGAUAUGGGCAACUGAGCGAGAAGGACCAGCGCUCGGUAGCCAAGAGGGAAGGAGGGACAUUUAGUGGCAUCCCCAACAACAACUCCAAUCCCAGCAUUAACCAAAUUUGUGAGGGAGCAUCAAAGGCACAGGCCAGCCCAUCGCUCUCGGGCAGCAUUUCGACGUUCCCUUCUUCAGCACGACCCGCCUCGAUGUCGUCUUCGGCUUCAACCAUUCGUCCUGUCCAGCCAUCCUCUCCAUCAUCUUCCUUACGAAACGCAGCUGUAGAUAACAAUGUGUAUAGUUCUGGGGUGUUGUCAAAUCGCGGACCAUCACAGCCUCGCUCAACGCGGGGAUCGCAACUUAUCAAUGCACAGGAACGGCGGCUCAAUAACCCAAUGACAAUGCUUCCUACGUCUCCAAGGGAUGAAAAUGCCAUGGCAGAAUCGAUUCGGAGAGUUGCGGAGCCUGCACAUCCGUUCCAUCAGGCUACCCUGUCUGCUUCUACGCGACUCAGUCAUCCAUCAACAUCAUCAGGCCACAGUGCGCGGAGUUCUCCAGGACGGUCGGCCACACAGGGAAAUCCAUCGAUAUUUCAGGAUCAGGAACGCUCCUCGACAGUGUCUUCAGUUUCGACGCCAUAUUCACAAAGCAACAGCACUUCGCAGAUCUUUGAGGAGACGUCGUUCUUUAAUCAAUUGUCGUCGAAUGAUUCUUUUUCACGGGGUCAACAACUUGGUGAGAAUACGAGCAGUGACAGACAUGGCGCCUUUCAGCAAUCAUCUUUUACACAGAUGCAGGGCGUAUAUGGGUUGGGGUUCAUGGAUCAGACUCCUUUCUACUCUCAGACAAACCACCAUCAUCAUAACGAUGAUGAUGACGACGAAACCGAAGACGAGCACACGGAUAGGGAAGGCGACAGCGCAAGUCAGGAUGAAUCCGGACCGUUGAGUGAACAGAUCAAGCAGCUUCAUUUGGAGGACGUAUUAGCGUUUCUCCCUAGCACCGGCGCCUCGACAUCGGGCAUCCUUCAGAAACCAACAAACGAUGGAUAUCAGCGGAGGACGGCCUCAGGAGAUAAGAUGCCUUUUCAGCUUGAUGAUGAACUGGCGAGUCUUGGUACUGGGGCUCUGGAAGAAAUUUUGGAUCACGGCGGAGGGGAUGAUGAUGACGAUCAUAGGGUAAGGGGCAUUCGAUUCAAGGAGACUGUGGGACCUAUUCGGAUGCGGAGUUUAGGUCAUGGCGAAUUCUCUUCGAAAAUAAGGACUAGCCCAGAGAGAUCAGGGGCCAGCUCUCGAAAGUCCAGCGCACAAAAUUCGGUUGGGUCUUCCUUUAGCGACCUUUCUGAUUCCUCGGUCACGCAGUCGGCGAUGGAAGACGCGUACUUGUCAGGAUACAACAACUCAAAAAUAUCCUUGUUCAUGCAUGCCUCAACGAGGAACUAGUGUGCCACCCCAUAUUGUCUUGUAUCGCGUUCUGUACACAUUUCGUGCAUGUACCUAAAAUAACAAGCCCUUUAACAAAUGACAUGGAUUUUAUGCCAGCCUCCAUAACUGCAAACACAGCAACA
Molecule: messenger RNA, 2119 nt
Organism: Gamsiella multidivaricata
Lineage: Eukaryota; Fungi; Mortierellomycota; Mortierellomycetes; Mortierellales; Mortierellaceae
Exons: 4
Coding region: 210-1994 (594 amino acids)
Source: RefSeq, a predicted model, not a curated record